CGUACCUGGGUACAUUCUCUCUUGGAGAAAACGUACCCUAGGAAAUGGGUACGUUUUCUCCUGGGUACGUUUUCUCUUGGGUACGUUUUCUCCUGACACCUAAUGUUAGACCGUCAUAACUUUCAGUUUGCAAAAUGAGAUAUUGUCAUAGACCAAAAUAAACACUGAAGACAGUGAAGCAAAGGAAGGAGGAGGUGUAACGUGUUACUCGUUUCACUAUGAAAGUUUAUUUGUUAUGCUACAUGUAGGUUUGCAAGAUAGAAGUCACAACCCGUUAGAUAUGAGAAAUUAAAACGAUUGAUAAAUAUUUAUAGUAGUAGUUGACAGCUAUAGGAUAUUCAGUCAGCUCUGAUCAGACGACUGCAGUAUGUUGUGUGCCACAGUGCAAGGUAGAUGGACAAAAUGACCUACGAAUAGAGACUUUUUGCCAGGCUAAUCAAGCUGAAAUAUUCACAUGUUAAGCCUCGGCCAAACUUAACAGCUGAACCAGCAUGCAUAAACCUUAAAUAUCUUGCACAAUUUUUGGAUGCUUAUUAGUUAUUACACACAGGGAAAUGGAAGACAACAUUUUCCACAACUUUGUCUUUGUGUUGGAGUUUGAUAUUUUAACAAGAUUUAAAGAAAAACAGUGUUGGAGAAGAAAGAUAACAGAGCAUGGAGGGACAAUAUCCUAUGUUUUUACUCCGAAGGUAAACUUUGUGGUGCUAUUUGGUGAUAUGUUGGAGAAAUCAUCGUAUAAGCAAAGACAAGCUGUGAGACAUAAUGUUCCUGUUCUGCGCUGUGAAUUCAUCACUGAUUGUAUUGAACAGAAACAGAUUUUGCCAACAGCCACAUAUGCUGUUGGAGAACCAAUAUCUGGAAAGAAUUUCAAAAAAGGACGAAUAACUAAACAAGAAAAGACAAAAAGGUACCUCAGUGCUAGAAGACAUGUGAAGAGUGUUAAUUUGAAUGCUAUAAAGUCCUGGUCUCUGGAUGAUCCUGAAGCCCCAUCACACAAUGAUGAUCAGUAUGAGGUAGCCAAGUGGGUUUUGUUAAAGUCAACAAAAGUGAUUCAGGUUAUUGAGGUUCAUGCGCUGACGUCAUGUGACAAGUUCCGGCUAUAUCAUCAGGAGGGACACUUGGAUGGGGAGCACAUAUUGGCUUCUGAAGGCCCUGUGGUCUGGUAUUUGGAUACUGCUGAUGAAGUUCUGGUUUGUUUUGAACAACUUUACAAGAAGUACACAUCAGGCAUGAUGAAUAUGGAACCUUGGUACACACCUAGAUUUGUCUCCAAUCAAAUAGGGUCACACAAACUCAAAAUGACAUUGGAUGACCUUUGUUUGAUGAACAGUUUCCUUGAUCCAGAUGUCGGACAGUUUGUGGAGAUGAUUUGGAAGGAAGCCACCCAAGAGGCUGAGAAAAUGCUUACUAUGUCUAUGGAACAUAUCAGAUCUGAUAAGGUAGAUGAUGCCAUGGUCAUUUUGCAACAGAUUAAGCAGAUGAAGAAAGAGAAUCAAGGAGACAACCGCUUGGCUGGAUUAGUGGAAGAGUUCUAUAAUGAGGCUCUCCCCCACAAACAACAGUACAUAUCACAAGAUCUAGAUCCACAAACCAUCUCCCAGAAACUAGAUUUGUGUCAGUUGAUCUAUGAUGUUUUGGCUGUAAGUGAAGCCACAGAUUUUUCUCCUGCUGCCAGCACUGUUGCUAAGUACAGGGCCCUAAGAUGUCACAUGACAAAAUUGGACCUGUCUGCCAGCAAAUAUCAAGUCAUACAAAAUAUUCUCAAGGACAGUGAACAAAGCAUUGCAGUUUACAGUGUUUUUGAAGCUGGGAGAACCAUGGAGGACAUUUUGUUUGAGAGUACUGCUGAAUGUAUUGGAAACACACAAUUAUUGAUGCAUGCUUCAGGACCCCAUAAUCUCUUGGGAAUUCUAUCAAGGGGACUACUUCUUCCUCAAAAUGUAGUGGAGGAACACGGAGUGAACAGGACAGAUGGGGGGAAACUGGGAUAUGGAAUCUACUUCUCCAAUUCAUUCAACACAUGCCUUCAGUAUGCUGUACCAAGUGUUGUGACGGGAAUGAGAAUGCUGGUAGUCUGUGAAGUGGCGCUAGGAAAUUGUAUGGACUUCACCACCCUCCAGUCAGGUAUAACAGCACCACCUGGUGGCUACCACAGUUGCCACGGAGUGAAGACCACAGAGAACGAUCCAACAGAGUUUUUGGAUGAUGAGUUUGUGAUAUACAGCACAUCACAGCAGAGAGUGAAGUAUGUAGUUCUGUUCACACUCCCCAGUGAUCCACCCCUUCGACUGAUCCAAACCACCCCCGAGGAGGAGGAGGAAAACAUGGAGGUCACUGCAAGCUCUGUUGAUAUAAUGGAAUUAAGGGACCUGCCUGACCCCUUCUCCAAAGUGACCAGCGGUUUGAUCAGCCAGAAUAAGUCUGUUCGAGUCCCACUGAAAGCAGUCCAUAUCCGGGCCAAGGUCAUUGAUAUGGUGGCAAAGGUUGUUGUCUUGCAAUCUUACAAAAACAACAUGACAGAGCCAAUCGAGGCGAAGUAUGUCUUCCCUCUGGACGAGAAAGCUGCUGUGUGUGGAUUCGAAGCAUUCAUAAAUGGGAAACACAUUAUAGGAGAAAUCAAGGAAAAGAAGACAGCACACCGCGAGUACAGAGAGGCCAUCAGUAAAGGUCACGGUGCAUACUUAAUGGACGAGGAGGAACCAGAUGUAUUCACUGUGAGUGUCGGAAAUCUACCGCCCGAUUCGGAGGUUCUGAUAAAGGUGACCUACAUCAGUGAGCUUGGGGUGGAGGGAGACGGCAUAGCCUUGACCAUCCCUGCCUCAGUGGCCCCGUGGGUCAGAGACACGGCCCUAGCUCAGCAGACCCAGGCAGAGACAUCAGUCCUUCAGAUCAGUGACUUAAUGGAUUGUCAGAUCUCUCUGCAAGCUGCCAUAGAAAUGCCUUUUGAAAUAAGGGAAUUGAAUUCUGGAACUCAUCGACUCAAGUACAAGAAAACUGAUACCAAGGCUGUGGUGGAGAUACCAAAGAAGUCCAACUUUGCCGAAGGAUUCCAGCUGCUGAUUAAGUUGGCAGAAAUUCAUGUUCCGCGCAUGUGGGUGGAAUGUCAUCCAGAAAGAGAUGUGCAGGCCUGUAUGUUAGCUUUUUACCCUGAAUUUGAGGCAGCAAUCGAUCCUAGCCCAGAGGUUGUAUUCCUUAUGGAUUUAUCCAACUCUAUGAAAGGGGACGCAUUUAGAGAUUCCAGAAAGGUCUUGCUGCUGGCACUAGAAAAUCUUCCUGAGAAAGCUUGCUUUAACAUCAUGACAUUUGGAUCAUCCUUUAGGGAGCUCUUCCAGUUUCCUCAUAGAAUUACAAAGAAUUCAACUAAUGAGGCCAUGAAAUAUAUCGAGAGAGCCAAUCCUGUGAUGGGCUGCAGUGAUGUGUUAUCUCCCCUGAAAUCUCUGUACUUACUAAGUCCAGCAGAGGGCAGUAGAAGCAUCUUCCUGAUCUCUGAUGGAUUCGUAGGAAAUGAGGGGCUUUUUGAAACUGUUGCCAAACAUUCCUCCAAAAAUAGGCUGUUCUGCAUGGGUGUUGGAAGUAAUAGGGACAGUCAUACAUUACGGAGUUUAGCUAAUUAUGGAGGUGGGACAUAUGAAUACUUCAACAGCAAAACCAAAUCUAACUGGCAGUCAAAGAUUGCAUUACAAAUGGACCAAGCUACACGGCCUGGGAUCUCCCAGGUGCAGGUGGAGUGGGGCCCGCUCACUGAUAAACUAGAUCCACCCCUUCAGGCUCCCUGUAGGAUCCCCAGCCUGUUCAGUGCAAAUAGGCUUGUGGUGUAUGGAUUUGUCAAGAAUAGCACACAGGCAAUUUUAAAGGCAAAGGUUGAUGAACAGGAAUUUGAAACAAUUGUUUCUACAACAGAGCUGAACUUCACAGAGGGAAAGAUGCUGCAUCAGUUGGCGGCCAGGGCUGUUAUAAGGGAUUAUGAGGACGGGGUUCUGAGUGACAGCAAACUUCACCACAAGUUAAUUAAACAAGAAAGAAAGCAGCAUAUCAUUGAGCUCAGCAAAGAGUUUGGAAUUGUGACUCCAUACACCAGUUUUGUAGCCAUAGAAGAGAGGACAGAGGGGGAAACAACUGAGGGCCCAAGUAUUGAAGAGCUAGUAAACAAUGAAUCUGUGGAUAAUCUUACCUACAUGGGAUGGAUCAAUGCGGAUAAUAUGGAUGAAAAGGAUCCAUUGGAGUGUGUAGAGGAACUACUACAUAGGGCAAGCAUUGCUGAGAGCUUCUCGCAGCUGGAGGUGGAGAGGUGCUACCUGUCUGUGCUGGAUUACAGAAAGGAUCUGAUGCAGGAAGACAACAGGGACAUGCUACAAAAGGUCUUGGAGAGGUCAGACAAGUUUUUCAGCAGUCAGCACUCAGAAAAAGCUCGAACACUUCAGCAACAGUUCCAUAAAUAUUUAUCCAUUCCUAAACAGCUUGAGGUGCGAACUCUGACUGGGAGGUCCAUUCCUGUUGUGGCCGGCACAAUGGCUCAAUUAAAGUUAGAAAUCAUGGAGAAAGAGGGUCUGCCUGAGAGCAGCAUACGAUUAAUUCAUCAUGGAAAACAACUAGAGGACACAGACAAUUUAGAUAUGAGAGAACAUUCCAUUAUUUUUAUGGUUCAACGUUUGAGAGGAGGUGCACCUCCUCCUACUAUGCAUCACCAGGCAAGCUCUAGUCCAAGUGAUACCCCGAUCUACAGUGUAACGCUGCCUGUAGAAGAUCUGACAUCUGGUGAACUUCAAUCAUGUUUUAAAAAAAAAAAGAAAAAGAAGAAAUGUUUAAGUGAAAAAGAGGCAGAAGAGCUGGGAUUUCUGGAGAAAAUGGAUAAAGUUCAUACAAAUCAAAAGGAAUACAAGAAAAGUUUGGUGGAUCAGCAAGAAGGACCAAAUGUAAUAGCUGAACAGUUGAAUGAUGUUGGCAACAUCGCAGGUGUGUCAAUAACAGCAGUACUCAAUGAAUCAAACUUAGAUAAUGUAGAGUUUGACAUCGAUGUGACACAAAUGGAAAAUGAGCCAGAUGAAGUUGUAGAAACUUCCUCUCUUAAGGAAUUAAAUCAGAUUUCAAAACCAACAAUUCAAAGUUCCAGUGCUUCUAAGAAAUGGGGGUUUUCCUUAGAAGCUGCUUUAAGUCCUACCCUUCAGACAUACAGUUCCACCUCACCAGUCUUCAGUCCUGCUUCACCAGCAUAUGGUUCUACCUCUGCAGGAUUUUGCCCCACCUCACCAGCAUACAAUCCCACCUCACCAGCAUACAGUCCCACCUCACCAGCAUACAAUCUCACCUCACCAGCAUACAGUCCCACCUCACCAGCAUACAAUCCCACCUCACUAGCAUUUAGACCUACCUCACCAAUCUUAAAAGUGUCAAAAGCAUUCAAUCCCACUUCACCAGCUUAUCUUUCUCCAUCUAUCACUCUCCGUCCCACUUUUCCAGCAAUCUGUCUUAACUCCAUAUCACAAACAUACUUCUCCACUACAGCAGCAGUCUCUCAAACCGUGCCACCACAAAGUUUCACUGGCAACAUAGAUCAGAAAGCAGACCAAGAAUAUUCAGAUGAUGAUAUUCAUGUUGAAUCUGACAGUGAAGAUGAUGAUUUUGAGGUGAAUGAUGACAGGGGAAGUAGUUUAGAGAGAAGACCUAGACCAAUAGACAAAUGCUUUGAUGAAAAUGAAGAUAUUGAGGAGAAUGAGAGUAGUGCUAAUAUAAUUAAGAGAUAUGGAGAACAAGAAAAAUCUAAUUAUUCAGAAGGCAGGGGUUCAGAAAAAAGAAAUAGAUAUUUGCAAAGUGAAGAUCAAAGUUUUAAAAGUAGUAACAGUCCAGUUUUAAAGAGAAGAGGAAGGAGUAGAAACAGGAUAUAUAACAGUAGACAAGAAGAAAGAGGAGUCAGAAGUUGUGAUAGGAGCUGGAAUAGAAGAGACAGAAAUAGUGAUAGAAGCGGAGAUAGUAGCACCAAAAAUAUGGAUAGAAGCUGGGAUAGUAUAACCAGAAGCAGAGAUAGUAGCACCGAAAGUAGGAAUAGGAGCUUGGAUAGAAGAUCCAGAAGUAGGGAUAGAAUCAGGGUUUCUAGAUCCAGAAUAAGGGAUAGAAACUGGGAUAGUAUAACAAGAAGCAGGGAAAGUAGCACCAAAAGUAGGAAUAGAAGAGACAGAAGUCAUAAUGGGACCUUUGAUAGAAGAUCAAGAAGUGGGGAUAGAAGCUGGGAUAGUAUAACCGGAAGCCGGGAUAGUAGCACCAAAAGAAGGGAUAACAGCUCCAGAAGUAGGGAUAGAAGCUGUGAUAGUAUAACCAGAAGCAGGGAUAGUAGCACCAACAGUAGGGAUAGAAGCUUGGAUAGUAAAACCAAAAGCAAGGAUAUUAGCACCAAAAGAAGGGAUAGAAACUUUGGUAGAAGGGACAGAAGUAGGGUUAGAAACUUUGAUAGUAUAACCAGAAGCAGGGAUAGUAGCUUGGGUAGAAGGGACAGAAGUAGAGAUAUGAACUUGGAUAGUAGAACCAGCAGUAGGGAUAAAAGAUCCAGUAGAGAUAGCAGCAGUGAUUGCAGCACCAAAAGUAGGGAUAGAAGCUUGGAUAGAAGAGACAGAAAAUGUGAUAGAAGCUCGGAUAGUAGAACCAGAAGUAGGGAUAGAAGCAGGGAUAGUAGAACCAGAAGUAGGGAUAGAAGCAGAUAUACAAGAACCAAAAGUAGAGACUGGAGCUGGUAUAGAAGAGACAGAAGUUAUGAUAGGAGCUGGGAUAGAAGAGACCGAAGUAGGGAUAGGAGCUUGGAGAGUAGAGACAGAAGUUAUGAUGGGAGCUGUACUAGGAAAUCAAGAAGUACGGAUAGAAGCUGGGAGAGAAGAGACAGAAGCUGGGAUAGGGAAAAUAGAAGAAGAGAAAGAAGAGACAGAAGUAGAGAUAGAUGCAUGGAUAGCAGUAGAGAUAGAAGCUGGGAUAGAAGAGACAGAAGAUGUGAUAGAAGCUGGGAUGGAAGAAGCAGAAGUAGGGAUAGAAGCAGGGAUAUUAGAACCAGAAGUAGGGAUAGAAGCAGAGAUACUAGAACCAAAAGUAGAGAUUGGAGCUGGUAUAGAAGAGACAGAAGUUAUGAUAGGAGCUGGGAUAGAAGAGACCAAAGUAGGGAUAGGAGCUGGGAGAGUAGAGACGGAAGUAGGAACAGAAGCUGGGAUAGAGAAAACAGAAGAGAUAGAAGAGACAGAAGAAGGGAUCAAAGCUGGGGUAGAAGAGACAGAAGCAGGAACAAAAGCUGGGAUAGUAGAGUCAGACGCCGCAAUAAAAGCUGGGAUGAAAGAGAAAAUAGAAGAGAUAGAAACAUUUACAGAAAAUCCAAAAGAAGAGAUUGGAAUUGGGAAAGUAGUAAAAUAGGUAGUGAUAGAAGCUGGGAUAGAGACAGAAGCAUUAAAGAUAGGAGUAAAAAAUUGUAUGGAAAGAAAACAAGAGGCAGGAAAAGAAAAACAAGUAAGAAAAGUGAUGAUAGUAAGAUGCCACAGAGAACCAAAGAACCGUAUAAUCUGAAGGGAACUCAGUUUGAACUAGAGCUAUCAGAAGAAGAACUUUUGAAUUCCUUGUGCCUUUAUGAAAGUCAGUUUGAGGCACCUGUUGGAAAUGGAGAUAUUGAAGUCCACUGCUGGACAGGGAAUUUGCACUAUCAAAAGAUUAGUACCAGGGAAAACAUAAAUUAUGAAAUUGACGUUUAUGUUAAUCCACAGAGAAAAGAGAGGGUACAAAAUGUAUUGUUGCCAAAAACAUUAUACAUGACCUUUGUGCCAAGUUAUCUGCUGAGAAUGUUGAGCCUGCAGCAAUUUCUGGAGAAUGCAGUGCAAGCAACUAUGAAAGUGCAAGAUGCUCCAGAAGAAUUCUUACCAAUAGGAGAAUUCUUACCGAUAGGACUGAUUGGAUGCAUUCAAAUCGAGGAACCUAAGGGACAUUUUGAACUUGUUUUAGCAAUUCCACAUUCUAUGAGUGAGACAGUAUUGUUCCUUAUCCCAGAAUAUGGAAAGGCUGUGGCUGAACAGCUUGAAGAGUUUGUGAAGGAACAUAAAAUGCAGGUUAAAGAAUACAGGAACAAACUGAAUGAGACACUUUCUACAGAUGCACCUUACAUCGACAUGUGGAAGAGUGUGUGGGACAAAGAUGGCACAAUGAACUUUAAAUAUCUGCCACCUUUGAACGAGGAUGGACUGUGGAGACUUGAUAAGGAUCUCGCUGAGGGAUUAGCAAUCAGUGCCGAAAAACUGGAACAGUUACUGAAGAAUCAAGGCUUUCUGUCACUAUCAAAAUCCAUUCAGAGUGAGCUGUUACCUGUGAUGGCCACUUUUCUUGUUGGUAUAAUCAAGUUUAUGCAUGAAUUCAAAGAAAGAAAACUUCCAAAGUGGCUGUGUUGCUGCGAACAUCUUCUUGACAUAUCCCCAAACAUUUCUUCGGUGGUAGUCAGUUUUAAAUGUAUGAAAGAAGUUGUCAGCAUUGGGUUUGAUUUUCCACUGGAGGCAUCCAUUCAGUUGGGAAAUCGUAAACCAAUAUCGACUCCUUACAUCAGAGAUUUGGAUCUUGGGAAAAACCUGACACACCUUGUGGAUUGCCUGUUACAGUCACUGUUCUAAUUUUAUGAUACUAUUGAAAAAGGACUAAGUUAAGAAUGUAGAGCAAUAUAAUGGAACACACGGCUCAGUGGCCACUAAGUAAAAGGUCGCUGGUUCAAAUCUCACCGUGGACAUAUGAUGUGUUUGUGUGAUUUUGAACAGAGUACUUCUGUAUCUGCAUUUCCUCAACCCAGCCAGCUAAAUCAACUGAAAGUUACCCUGCCAUUGGCUAGUGUCCCAUCUAAGAGGAGUUGAUCAUUCUCUUCUUCUAGACUAGAUGACAACAGAGCAAGGGCUCAAAACCUAACAACCUUCUGGCUUGGAAUGAAUUUUAUCAACUAUCCAGUGCAAUUUUUAAAUUUGAUCUCUAUGUCAAACUGCAAAAGUUUAAUUUGUUUCUUACAAAGCCAAUGAAGUGAUAGCAAAUGUAGUUUAUAUUUGAGCUGUGAUAGAUUUGUAUAACAGUGUCAUAUAUUUUUAUAUUUCAUAUACAUUGUAUCUUUAUUUGUCUGUGAUAUUGUCUGCAACAUUCUUUAUCCCAUUCAAAAAUGAAAUUUAUGGUCUACAGGUUAACUACAUAAAUUUAAUUCUUAUCAUUGCAAAGUUAAAUGAUAGUAGAUUUUAGUGGAGUUGUUUGGCUGCAAUACAUUAAGACGUUGAUUUUUUAAAACCAUAGUUGGAAAUCCAUGGUCAAUUUAAUGCAGAUUGUUUUGCAACACUUUGUAUUUAUCAUCUUUUGGGGGGGAUCAAUAAUUCAUUCAUGUUUACUUUUGUUUUGCAACUUCUAUUUUUAUUUUAAUCUUGUCAACGACUUCCACAUUUGUGUUUUAGUUUAUCUCUAAAUUUUUUAAAUUCUUCAGUCUAGGCAACUUAUCAAUUCUUAAUAUUUUCUUUAAUCUUGGAUAAUACUUUUUCAUCAGUAUUUUUUUUUACAUGUGUAAUGCUGAUCUGUUUCUGAACAUUCUUCUUAGACUAAUACAUAGUAAAUAAUUGGUUUUCCGUGCAAUAUUUUGUUUGAACAUUCUUGUAAUAGAAAAUGAUUGGUUUGCAAUAUUGUAAUAAGCUUGUACUAAAUUUAUUGUUUUACAAAUUAGAAAUAAACUUUAAAAUUCAA
Messenger RNA from Magallana angulata, 9711 nucleotides. Its product is annotated as protein mono-ADP-ribosyltransferase PARP4-like. Gene Ontology annotation, biological process: transcription by RNA polymerase II. The record is from RefSeq and is a predicted model, not a curated record. The transcript is spliced from 42 exons. Bases 555 to 8618 code for a protein of 2687 amino acids. NCBI's taxonomy places the organism in Eukaryota, Metazoa, Mollusca, Bivalvia, Ostreida, Ostreidae. Gene Ontology annotation, molecular function: protein binding; DNA binding; NAD+ poly-ADP-ribosyltransferase activity.